Sorex fumeus (smoky shrew) is the source of this 1644-nucleotide messenger RNA. It is a transcript of the gene HOMER2, whose product is annotated as homer scaffold protein 2. Gene Ontology annotation, biological process: regulation of store-operated calcium entry; G protein-coupled glutamate receptor signaling pathway. Bases 121 to 1209 code for a protein of 362 amino acids. Lineage: Eukaryota; Metazoa; Chordata; Mammalia; Eulipotyphla; Soricidae. The transcript is spliced from 9 exons. Gene Ontology annotation, cellular component: cytoplasm; plasma membrane; dendrite. Gene Ontology annotation, molecular function: G protein-coupled glutamate receptor binding. The record is from RefSeq and is a predicted model, not a curated record.
CCGCGCAGCCAGCGGCAUGGAGCGGCGCCGGGGCUGAGCCGGGCGCAGCGGGCGCGGCGGGCGCGGCGGGCGCAGCGGGCGCAGAGGCCCCGUCGGAGCGGCCGCCCAGCAGCGCCGGAGAUGGGAGAGCAGCCCAUUUUCACCACCCGCGCCCACGUCUUCCAGAUUGAUCCCAGCACCAAGAAGAACUGGGUGCCCGCCAGCAAGCAGGCUGUCACCGUCUCCUUCUUCUACGAUGUCACCAGGAACAGUUACCGGAUCAUCAGCGUGGACGGAGCCAAGGUCAUCAUAAACAGCACAAUAUCUCCCAACAUGACCUUCACCAAAACAUCGCAGAAGUUUGGGCAGUGGGCCGACAGCAGAGCCAACACGGUGUUUGGCCUAGGCUUCUCCUCGGAGCAGCAGCUGACAAAGUUUGCAGAGAAAUUCCGGGAGGUGAGAGAAGCGGCCAAGCUCGCCCGUGACAAGUCCCAGGACAAGCUUGAGACCUCAAGUGAUCACUCCCAGGAGUCCGGGUGUGAAGGCCCAUCCUCUGCGCAGGCCUCCAGUGUAAAUGGUACUGACGACGAGAAGGCCUCCCGGGACCCUGGCCCUGCCCACUCGCACCUGCGCUCCGAGAACGACAAGCUAAAGUUCGCCCUGACGCAGAGUGAACACCCGCCUGCCUACAGCGCUGCCAACGUGAAGAAGUGGGAGGUGGAGCUGCAGACGCUUCGGGAGAGCAACGCCCGGCUCAGCUCGGCACUGCAGGAGUCCGCGGCCAGCGCAGAGCAGUGGAAGCGACAGUUCUCUGUCUGCCGGGAUGAGAACGACCGGCUCCGCAGCAAGAUCGAGGAGCUGGAGGAGCAGUGUGGGGAGAUCAGCCGUGAGAAAGAGAGGAACAUCCAACUCAACAGGAGAAUCGAGGCCCUGGAGUCAGAGCUGCAAGAGAAGGAGACGGAGCUGAAAGAUCUUCGGAAACAGAGUGAGAUCAUCCCGCAGCUCAUGUCGGAGUGUGACUACAUCUCAGAGAAGUUAGAGGCAGCUGAGAGGGACAAUCAGAACCUGGAGGACAAGGUGAGGGCCCUGAAGACAGACGUGGAAGAGAGCAAGUACCGACAGCGCCAUCUGCAGGCAGAGUUGAAGAGCUUCCUGGAGGUGCUGGAUGGCAAGAUCGAUGACCUGCACGAUUUCCGAAGGGGCCUGUCCAAGCUGGGUGCUGACCACUAGCUGCGGCCUCUCCAGGCGCUGUUUCUACCAUGGCUGUGCCAUGGGCACCUCCUCUCCUCUCUGGAUGGUCCUGACUCAGGAGUACUGCACGGGGCCGACCCUCCUCCACAUCCAUGCAGGCCGGCCAGAUCAUCUCUGAGGGCUGUGGCGGCCAAUGGGAUGGCCAUAGUGCUUUCAGGUCUGGUGUCUUGUCUUCCUCGACAGCACACACAGUUGCUCCAAAACUGCCUUCUGUAGAGCCAGUCCCGAGAGUGAGCGUGCCUCUGGGCUUGUUCCCUGGUGAGGGUCCUGCCCCGCCAGCCCUCCCCCAGGCUAUAGGGGUGUGCGAAUGUACCCCCUCUUGGUUUUCCUUUCUGAGCCAUGACUGUGCUUCCGGGGCCUCGCACAGUGCCUGGCACACAGUAGGUGCUUAAUAAAUGUUUGUUCGGAGAAAUA